Messenger RNA from Paramecium sonneborni, 898 nucleotides. NCBI's taxonomy places the organism in Eukaryota, Ciliophora, Oligohymenophorea, Peniculida, Parameciidae. The record is from the annotation of a GenBank genome assembly.
AUGGAAUACUACAUAACCAUAGGAUUACUUUUAUCAGUAGUAAUAAGUUUGCCUGUAUUAAUUUGAAUUAUUUUAGAUAACCUACAAUAUUUUUCCUAAUGAAAAUAUAUUUUUAAAUAGUUUGGUUUAUGACAUUGAGGUAUAAGGUGAAAAUUUUGAUGAAAAAAAUGUAAAUGGUUUAAAUAUUGAAUUACUUAAAGAAAUCAAAUUAGAAAAUUAAUAACCUUAUGAAUUUAAUGGAAAAGAAAAGUUAUUUAGUUUAAAUUUGAAUGAAAAUGAUGAUGAUAUAGAUAUUAUGUUAUUAAAUAAUAGAAGCAUUGAGUGUUUAUAUCUUAUUAAGAAUUACAUAUAAGAUGAUGAAAUAAUUAUGAGAUAAAACUUAUGUUAAAUUAAGUUAAAUUAUUCUGAUUGCUUUUAAUUACACAAAUUUGAUCAAUAAAUCUAUAUUGUUUAAUGUAGGUUUAAUUAAAAUAAUACAAUAUUAUAAAUUCUAAAUUAAUCACAAGUAUUUGAUGAAAUUAUUAUUCCAAUUUAAUGGUAAUGCUAGUCAGAUUCAAUACUGAAUAAAUAAUUUUUAAUAGUAUUCAAUAAAUAAUGUUAAACAACUAUUUUGUACUCAAUUUAAAUAAUUAAUUUAUCUUUUACAGAUUUUUUAGAAUAUGAUUUAACCUAGAUAAAAGGAUUUUCUGAAAAUAAUUAAUAAAUUACUGAUGUAUUAAGUAAUACUAAAGAUUUUAUAUUAAUAAUUUAUACUAAUGAAGUAUGGAAUUUAUAAAUGAAAUAAAAAAAUAUCAAUUUGAUCUAUAAAUCUUCAAAAUUUAAUAUUAAGAAAUUGCUGACUAUUCAAAGACCCAAUACAAAACAUAUUAUUUUAGAAAAUGAGGAAACUAAUUAUUGA